AUGUCUGAUGCUCAAUCUCGGACCAACAUCACUGUUGGACGGGGAUUAGUGGAAAGAGUGAUGCUUACCACUCUGACUACAGUACCAUGUUGUAUAUUAUUCUGCAUUAAUGUGACUAUGCUGUUCACUUUGAGGAGUAAACUGGUGUUUCGUGAGACUUGUCGUUACAUUCUUCUGUAUAACCUCCUUUUUGCAGACACUGUGCUGAUGACACUGAGCCAGUUACUGUACAUACUGUCUAUUUGUAGAAUAAUAUUGACAUAUCCUGUGUGUGGUGUUCUUGUUAUGAUCGCCAAUCUUACAAAUGAAAUCUCUCCUCUCACACUGGUAGUGAUGUCUCUGGAGAGAUAUGUAGCUGUGUGCUACCCACUGAGGCACGCUACCAUCAUCACCAUCAGAAACACAGGGGUGGCCAUCACUGUGGUUUGGGCCUUUUGUUCACUAAACGUCCUCAUUCGUGUUGUUUUGCUGUUAGAUUUUCCAUUUGAAGACCUGGAGAGCCUGCAGAUGAAACAUUUUUGUAACACACUUAUCAUGUUUUUAGUUCCAAUAUCUGAUCAUUAUGACAAGGCCUACACUUGUUUUCUGUUUAUAUCAGCUGGUGUGGCAGUCAUUUCUGCUUAUAUUGGUGUGAUAGUAGCGGCCAGGUCGGCCUCCACAGACAAAGCUUCAGCCCAUAAAGCUCGUAACACACUGCUGCUGCAUCUGGUGCAGCUGGGCCUCAGUCUCCUGUCAACUAUGCACAACCCAUUGCUUAUAGCUGUUUCAAAAAUUGUGACGAGGAUAAUGCUUGUACGCAUUCAGAAUGUUUUCUAUGUGUUUAUUUUCAUUCUCCCCAGAUGUUUUAGUGCUCUCAUCUAUGGGCUGAGAGAUCAGACCAUCAGACCUGUUCUUCUCUACUAUCUGUGCUGUCGACUGAAAGUGUCAGUCGUCCCAGCCAAGACUGUCUCAUCCUAA
Scomber scombrus (Atlantic mackerel) is the source of this 957-nucleotide messenger RNA. Its product is annotated as odorant receptor 131-2-like. Bases 1 to 957 code for a protein of 318 amino acids. NCBI's taxonomy places the organism in Eukaryota, Metazoa, Chordata, Actinopteri, Scombriformes, Scombridae. The record is from RefSeq and is a predicted model, not a curated record. Gene Ontology annotation, biological process: G protein-coupled receptor signaling pathway. Gene Ontology annotation, molecular function: G protein-coupled receptor activity. The transcript has a single exon. Gene Ontology annotation, cellular component: membrane.